GAGGCCAGAGGAGGACGUCCUGGGCCCCGCCGACCUCGCACAGUGCGUGGACACUUUCAGGCAGCUGCUGGCGAACAAACCGCCAGUCCUCCUGACGUUUCACAGCGGCUGCUUCGAGCCUGAGGGCCGCGCGGGCCCCAAGCCGUGGUCGCACAGCAGGAAGAGCAGUGCGAGUGUCAGUCAAAGGUGGACCAAGGUCAGCCGCCGCGUCGGCAGGCAAACGAGCCAG
Prorocentrum cordatum is the source of this 229-nucleotide messenger RNA. The record is from the annotation of a GenBank genome assembly. NCBI's taxonomy places the organism in Eukaryota, Dinophyceae, Prorocentrales, Prorocentraceae.